Messenger RNA from Pipra filicauda (Wire-tailed manakin), 1501 nucleotides. RefSeq names its product membrane anchored junction protein (gene MAJIN). Gene Ontology annotation, biological process: homologous chromosome pairing at meiosis; meiotic attachment of telomere to nuclear envelope. Gene Ontology annotation, molecular function: DNA binding. Lineage: Eukaryota; Metazoa; Chordata; Aves; Passeriformes; Pipridae. The record is from RefSeq and is a predicted model, not a curated record. The coding region runs from base 253 to 1194 and encodes 313 amino acids. Gene Ontology annotation, cellular component: nuclear inner membrane. The transcript is spliced from 13 exons.
AGCUGCCCUCCCGUAACUCAGGAACAUCUCCAGGGCAUUGACACAGGUAUCGUUCAAGAGGUCCUUCACCGCCUCAACGAGGGUUGUGUCGUUCUGGAGGACAUCCCUGACGUACCGUGCCAGGUGGAUGUGUCUCCUGCCCAUGGGCUGCAUGCACUGCCCUGAGGGGAAUAUCCUGUCCUGCCAGUUGUGCCUGGCGUGUCUCGGCCUGCACAGAACAGACCCCGCCAUCCACUGUGCACUGCCAGGUGGAUGUGUCUCCUGCCCAUGGGCUGCAUGCACUGCCCUGAGGGGAAUAUCCUGUCCUGCCAGUUGUGCCUGGCGUGUCUCGGCCUGCACAGAACAGACCCCGCCAUCCACUGUGCACUGCCAGCUUGGCAUUCAGGGAAGGAGAGGGGGAGGAUGUCGCUGAAGCCGUUCACCUACCCAUUGCCCGAAACAAGGUUCCUUCACGCUGGCAGGCUCGUGUACAAAUUUAAAAUCCGCUAUGGCAACUUUAGCAGUGCUCCCGAUCUCAGUCUUGCUGAAAGUGCUGCCAAGGAGUCAGAGGAAGUGAUUCGAGUAAUCCUUGGAAAUCUUGAUGACUUACAUCCAUUUUCUACAGACCACUUCACUGUGUUUCCAUAUUUGAGUAAAUGGGAGAGAGUAUCGAAGAUGAAAUUCAAACAUGAGAAUGUCCAUCUUGUGCCUUAUCCCUACAUUUGCACAUUGUAUCUGGAAUUGAACUCAUUUCAGCAAAAUACGUCUUGUGGUAAAGAAGUAAACAGAGGCAGUGAUGAGCUUGUCAGGAGAAGAAAUGACAUAUCAGAAAGUACUGCAGUGGAAGAAGCAGUGAAGAGGAGGAGAGUGGAAGUUGGAGCAGAGAAUUCAUGCCCACAAUGGCAUAUGGACAGAACUGGAGCUGAUUGUGCUCAUCAGAUGAGUAAAGCAGAGCAUGGAUUUGAAAAGAACUCUUCCAAGGCAAACGAGUGCAAGUUUAGCCCAGCAUCCCUUAGUAAAGACUGGAAACGUGUGGAAUCUGCCCCUGAACAAGGAACAGCAGCCAGUCAGGCUGAGGGUGCAGUGCAGCUGCUGCAGCAAAUGGACCAAACAGGAAAGAAAGGAAAUGGGAAGUCGGAAGGAAGAAGUCUCUCAACGUUCUGGAGAAGCAUCAUCUUUUCGCCACUACAGCACCUUUUUGGUGGAAAGAACUGACCUGGUAGUACUGAUUGUUGUGGAAAGGUAAAUUUGUAGCAUGAUUGUUGGGUUGUGUUGUUUCUUCUGUAAUUCAGUUUUUCACGUUGCUUGUCUCAGCUGUUAAAAUCUUUAAAUUAAAUUCUACUUCGUUUCCAUUUUCAUGGUAACAUUCAGAAGAUGCUGGGUUAGAAUGUCUUUUUCUUCACAACUUAGAGCUUUUGGAAAUAAAGUAGUAAAAAACUUUUGAGGUUUUGAUCCUUAAGCGUCAUAACUUGUGAAUUUAACAUUUUUGUGAGAUUCUAAUAAAGCAAGCAUUGGCUUGGAA